Molecule: messenger RNA, 1088 nt
Organism: Fomitopsis serialis
Lineage: Eukaryota; Fungi; Basidiomycota; Agaricomycetes; Polyporales; Fomitopsidaceae
Exons: 2
Coding region: 355-1080 (241 amino acids)
Source: RefSeq, a predicted model, not a curated record
CUGGAUGAGGAGCAAGCAAGGAGGGACGAGAGAAAGAAGUACAAGGACAAGUUCUCGUCGGUGUCCACGCAGCCGCCUCCGGAGGAUGAGUCAAUCCUGCCGGCGAAGUACGCGCUCCGCAAGUUGGAGAAAGGAAGCUACGUCGAGCUAUACUACUUCACUAAUGAAGGGCUCGAUACAGCGGACGCAUCAGCCAAUCAGUUCGAUGAAGACGCGCUCGUGGUGCACAGGGGAGAUGAUGGGGUUCCUUCUUGGGCCCCUGCGGGGAGUGCUAGAGGCACGAAGAACGUGACGGCCGACCAAGACCUCACCUUAGAACAGUUUCGGCAAGCCACUCCUCGCCUGCUCGGAGCGAUGGAAGACGCGAACUGGGACCCGAGGCGCGUGAAGAUGUUGCUGGAGUUCUGGAGAAACCUUCACAAGCACCCAUACUACUCGUCGCGUGACACGAACAAGCAGAGAGCCAUCCUGAUCUACCAAGGAGAGCAAAGGCAGAAAUGGCACCGAGCACUAGCUCAAGGCGCGUGGGACAUAGGCAUCUUGUCGGACAGGUUGCUCCUCGACGCGUUCGACAGAGCUUAUCGGCUAGAGCGGGAGAAGCUAGAUGCAUUGAGAGACGUGCACAUCGUCAGUGGCACGACGCAGGGCACUACUAGCUCAACUAGUACCCCGCGAGGCCGGGUUGAUGGUGCGAGCAGCCGCACAGCAAAAGCCCCAGCUAGAGCAGCAGCCGAUCCGUACCCACGCGACCGCAAGGCGGGUUUUCCGGACGGCGCAAGCGGAGCCGUCUUGUCCGCCUGCGCCAUCUGCCUGGGACGUCACAGGCACCGCGUCUACGACUGCGACGCCUCGCAGACAUGGAACGGAGCCUUCGCCACCAUGGCGAGACGCGACAAAAAGGACUUCACGCUCAACGAUGGCAGGGCGCUCUGCUACGAUUGGCAGAGAAGCAAGCGGUGUACCAGCACCCUUCACGACAGCCGUCAUCUCUGCUCGGGCUGCAGUCUCCCGACCCAUGGAGCCCAGACAUGCCCUCGAGCAGAGCCGGCUCCUCCCGCGAACCCCGUACCGGGCAAGUGAGUGGGAGA